GACUCAUAAUUAUAAAUGUUAGUUUAGUUCUCUCAAAAGACUAAAUUUCAAAAGCUCUAAUUGAUGCUACAGAGAAGCUGUUACUUGCCUGGUUUGGCUCCAUAAUGUUGAUGGAAGGAGGCGGUGGCCCCAUGGUCCCGACCAGUUCUGCAGUGCCCAACAGACCUGAUGGGGUGCAGGGUGGACUAGCUGCUGCUGGCGGUGGUGCGCAACCCAGAGCAGCAGCAGACCUUGAGAAGCUCAAGCUCAUCCAGCAGCAGCUGGUGCUGCUCCUGCAUGCUCACAAGUGCCAGAACAAGGAGCAGAGUAAUGGAGACGUCAAACAG
Molecule: messenger RNA, 326 nt
Organism: Hyalella azteca
Lineage: Eukaryota; Metazoa; Arthropoda; Malacostraca; Amphipoda; Hyalellidae
Product: histone acetyltransferase p300
Biological process (GO): positive regulation of transcription by RNA polymerase II
Cellular component (GO): transcription regulator complex; histone acetyltransferase complex
Molecular function (GO): histone acetyltransferase activity; chromatin DNA binding; transcription coactivator activity
Source: RefSeq, a predicted model, not a curated record